This is a messenger RNA of Boeremia exigua, 2736 nucleotides long. RefSeq lists its product as uncharacterized. The transcript has 4 exons. NCBI's taxonomy places the organism in Eukaryota, Fungi, Ascomycota, Dothideomycetes, Pleosporales, Didymellaceae. The coding region runs from base 256 to 2397 and encodes 713 amino acids. Gene Ontology annotation, biological process: protein deubiquitination. The record is from RefSeq and is a predicted model, not a curated record. Gene Ontology annotation, cellular component: cytosol; nucleus. Gene Ontology annotation, molecular function: cysteine-type endopeptidase activity; cysteine-type deubiquitinase activity.
CUCGGGACGAUUCAAGACGGCCGGCCGUCGUGCUGAGCGAGGCCCGCUGGCGUGCCGUGCGGUCUGCGUGUGCUCUGCUCUGCAUCCUGCCACUGCUGCUGUGCCAUAGUAAUACGGACCUGUGCUGCGCCGCUGCCCCAUGUCUGCUCGCCCGGGCUCUACCCCAGCAUCUCGCUCGCCGCCGGUCCUCGCCCGCACCUCCGCCUGCACGCCUCUGCCCGCCCCCCCGCGCGCCCGCCGCCGCGAGCUGCCACGAUGAGCUCGUUCUUCGGCCGCCUCAAGUCGGGCGCUGCCCCGGCCAGUCCCGCCGCUGGCCACCCGGUCGCGAAGAAGGACCCCAACGCGCCCGAGCCGACGCCGCUGGAGAAGCUGCUGGCCAACGCCGGGCCUCUGCGCGGCGACGGCAGCGACAAGUUCUUCGGCUUCGAGAAUUUUGGAAGCACCUGCUACUGCAAUUCCGUCGUGCAGUGCCUGUACUACUCGGUGCCCUUCCGCGAGCAGGUCAUCAACUUCCCCGCCCGCUCCGCCCCCGAGACGCUCGAGCGCCCGCAGUCGCUGCCGCGCAUCAACACCAACCUGCAGAAUGGCCAGUCCGCCCUCUCGCCCGCCGGCCGCAACUCGCUGUCGAGUCCCACCUCCAAGGCCCCGCCGCUGCCCGGCCAGCCGCCCAAGCCCGAGGACAACAAGGACUCGCCCGAGUACAAGAAGAAGCAGGCCCUGGCCGCCGGCCCCGUGCUGACCAUGGACUACGAGAACGCCAAGGCCUACGGCAUGUCCGAGUCGCUCUUCACCUCGCUCAAGGACAUCUUCGAGGCCGUCAUCGCGAACAGCUCGCGCAUGGGCGUCGUCAGCCCCCACAAGUUCCUCGAGAUCCUGCGCCGCGACAACGAGAUGUUCCGCACCCCCAUGCACCAGGACGCCCACGAGUUCCUGAACCUGCUGCUGAACGAGGUCGUCGAGAACGUCGAGCAGUUCUCCAAGUCACGCAUCGCAGAGGUCGGCGAGACCGAGCAGAACGGCGUCGUCGCCCCUGCGCUGAACAACAACAACAAUAUCAACACCGGUUGGGUGCACGAGCUCUUCGAGGGCACGCUGACAUCCGAGACACGGUGCUUGACAUGCGAGAACACCUCGCAGCGAGACGAGGCCUUCCUGGACUUGUCGGUCGAUCUCGAGCAGCACUCGUCCGUCACCAGCUGCUUACGAAAGUUUUCCGAGGAAGAGAUGCUGUGCGAGCGCAACAAGUUCCACUGCGACAACUGCGGAGGCCUGCAGGAAGCAGAGAAGAGGAUGAAGAUCAAACGGUUACCGAAGAUCUUAGCGCUGCACCUGAAGCGUUUCAAGUAUACAGAGGAUCUGCAACGGCUACAGAAGCUGUUCCACCGCGUCGUAUACCCGUACUAUCUCCGCCUGUUCAACACGACAGACGAUGCGGAAGAUCCCGACCGGCUGUACGAGCUGUAUGCUAUCGUCGUCCACAUCGGCGGCGGUCCGUACCACGGCCAUUAUGUUUCCAUCAUCAAGACCCAGGACCGCGGCUGGCUUCUGUUUGACGAUGAGAUGGUCGAGCCUGUCGACAAAGCCUAUGUGCGCAACUUCUUUGGCGGAGAAAACGUCCUUGCGUGCGCAUAUGUUCUCUUCUACCAGGAGACAACCGAGGAGGCUAUGAUGAAAGAGCAAGAAGCAGAUGCACGCGAAGCCGCCGCGAAGCAGGCAUCAGAACUCAACCCAGAGGCUGUCACUGUUGCUACAUCACCAAAAACUAACGGUUUCCCAAAUGGCGCCGGCCACGCCCAACGACUAUCGACAGCACAGACGCCAACGAUAGAAGAAGAGGACCAGUUCGCAAGCCUCAACCACGCCGCCACAGCACCUGCCCUCAACUCGACCGAGCACGCCCACCCCGUCGAACACGUCAGCACCAACAUCCCCGUCCUUGCCGCGAAGAAGAGCAACGCCGGCCUCGGCCUCUUUGGCAAGAAAUCCAAAGCCGAAAAAGAGGAACGCAAAGCCGCCGAAAAGGAACUCGAAGCCCAGGCCAAGCAGAAACGCAAGGAAAUGGAACAGCAGCGCCGCAACAACUACAAGCGCCAGGAAGACGAACUCCAGGCCGCCCUCGCCGCCUCCAAAGAAACCGCUGCCGAGGAGAGCAGGAAACGCAGCCCCGACGACACCCCUGCGACCCCCGGCACGCCUACGGUCCCCAACGGCGGCGGCGCGCUCGGCAAGGCCUCGGGCCUGAGUCGCUUCAGACACUCCAGCAUGAGUCUCAAAGGCAAGCCGAAGUUCUGGGGCGGCAAGGAUAAGGGCGAGGCGAACGGGGAGGAUUCGGCGGGCGGCGGCGACGAGCCCAAGGGCCAUGGCUUGGGGCGGAAGAAGAGCGUGUUCAAGUUUUAGGUGUUGUGUUCGUUGUCGUGGAGCAUGGAACGGAGCAUGGAGCGGAGCAUGGAGUCGAGCAUGGAGCGGAGCAUGGAGCAUGUAGCAUGGCUGUUGGAGCAUGGCUGUUGGAGCACCGCUGUUGCAGCACAGUCUCGCGUCGCGUUCUCUGCAUGCAUGCGUCGACACACAGACGCGAAACCACAACAGAAAGAAACGCGAGAGAGACAGAGACAGACAGAGAGAGUUGUAUCAGUGGGCAUUUUGUACAUUCACGGCGCCCGUGCAUACCGCACCCGAAGCGCCCACGCCGCCGGGGCGCCAUCGCCGUUGCGUUGCGUUGCGUUGCGUUGCGUUGCG